Messenger RNA from Boleophthalmus pectinirostris (great blue-spotted mudskipper), 5998 nucleotides. It is a transcript of the gene arap2, whose product is annotated as ArfGAP with RhoGAP domain, ankyrin repeat and PH domain 2. Gene Ontology annotation, molecular function: protein binding; GTPase activator activity. Lineage: Eukaryota; Metazoa; Chordata; Actinopteri; Gobiiformes; Gobiidae. Gene Ontology annotation, biological process: signal transduction. The record is from RefSeq and is a predicted model, not a curated record.
UCACACUGAGAGAACGGAAACUGAACGGUGUCAAAGCAGGCUGCCAGAAGUCAAACGGUCAUCAGAGAGGAGACGGCGCACGGCACAGCGACACUGAAUCAAAUGAUGCUCAAGUAACCUACUCGCGUUCACCUGAUAAUAACUGCCAAUCUCGACUGUUCUUCUAAGAUGAGGUGGUGUUAGCAUAACUUUAUUAACAUUAUGUCUGAGCCCGACCAGGAGAUUCAAGAAUGGCUCACGACGCUCCACCUCUCUCAGUAUUACACCUACUUUGUCCAUGGAGGCUACCAUACUCUAGAAGACUGCAAAGACCUCACAGAUGACCACCUUCAGGAACUCGGAGUCUUUCCCACUGGUCACCGCAGACGCAUUCUCCGCAGUUUGGAAGCUCUAGGAGUAGUGCUGAGCGAAGACGAGGAUAAUGAGGAAGGACAGCUUGGGAGAAAGCCAGUACCAAAUCCCAGACACAUAUUUAGGGAUAUAAAGAGGGGAGCUUCUUGUCUGCAUUCCCAAACGAGCGAGAAAAAGGAGCUAGAUUUGAAAGGGAGUGCAACUUUGCCGGCCGGUGCAGGUUUAGGAAGAGUAAGUGAGGAAGAUGAAACCAAGCUUGUACCACCACAACCAGCGCCAAGAAAGCCUGAAAAUAUUGGACUCUCCUACGCCCCCUGUCUGCCGUCUUCAUCGGGCAGUAGCAGUGAGUCCCUCUCCAUCUCUGAAAUGCCAUCGGACUGGGAAAUAACAUCGGAAAACGCCCAUCUUCCCGAAGUGAGCCAAGCGUUGUCAGAAGAAGGUUUUCUGUGUGAAAUGGUGGAGAACUCAAUUUAUGAAUGUGGUGAAAAUGUGUUGGCUCAAGGUCCCCGCCUGACGCGCUCCUAUCGCCUCAGGCACCGGCCGGUCCCUGAGAUCCCCAAUGUCAUUCUCCCAGAACUCAUACAGGACAGGAGCGCACCACUGACGCAAGCUCCAAGCCCCGAACACAUAACGGGCUCCGAGGGUCCCACCGGUGCAAACGGCAUACAGAAAGCUCCACUUGAAAAAACCUUGACGCCGAUUGUUCCCUACGGAGAGACGUUUCUGUUCAAUAAACCUGAUGCCCCGGACCAAGGUGAUAAAGAAGGGGAGCAGAAGGGUUUAAAAGACAAGAUAAAGCCAAAUAAACUAAGGAAAAAAUCACCAAAACCAAAAGAAACAAAAGACAAAGAUUCUUCUCCUCCUCCUCCUGUCCCUGAACACGAUUUGGACGACUAUUCAACAGUAGAAGAAUGUGCUGUGAUACUGGCCCAUUCUGGUCUGGACCAUGCUGUGAUGGGGACCAGUGAAGACCCCAGUGCUCCUCAGGAUGACUCGAUGUUGACAGUGGAGUGUGAUCUAUACACUCGGGCUGGAGAUAUUGUAGGAGGGGCAAAUAACAACCCGCCUCUGCCUGAUAUUUCUCCUUACGCCUGCUACUAUGGGGCCCCCAGACGUGAGGUGUUCAAGGCUGGUUGGCUCGACAAGCUGUCACCUCAGGGAAAACGCGUUUUUCAAAGAAGAUGGGUGCGGUUUGAUGGAGAGUCUCUGGCCUACUAUAACAAUGAAAAGGAGAUGUACUCCAAAGGCAUGAUUCUGACCAGCACGAUCCGGCAGGUGCGGGGCCUGGGAGAGAACAAGUUUGAAGUGGUCACUGCCCUCCGGACCUUCAUUUUUCGAGCGGACAAAGAAGGGGAGCGCCAGGAGUGGAUAGAAACUCUUCAGACGUCCACGAGCCCCCCGCCGGCAGCUCCCACCAGCGCCCCGCCCCCCUCGCCCCCCCACACAAACAGGCUGGGAGCUCUGGAGCUGCGCGGAUACAAAGGCAGAGUGGUGGUGUCCCUGAUGGGGAGCAAAGUCAGGCUCUGCAAAACAGAACAGGACUUUAAAGCUGGUCUCGGUAUCGCUGAAGUAGAACUGACAGCUGCCCAUAUAAAGGACCUGGAUCGAAGGAGCUUUGAGAUCAACACGCCCUUCAAAAACUUUUGCUUCACAGCAGAGUCGGAGAAGGAGAAAGAGGGGUGGAUUGAAGCAGUCCAGGAAUCGAUCUCCGAGACACUUUCCGACUACGAAGUGGCGGAGAAGAUCUGGUUCAACGAGGCCAACCGGAGCUGCGCAGACUGCAGGGCGCCGCAGCCGGAGUGGGCGUCGGUCAACCUGGGCGUGGUCAUCUGUAAGAAGUGUGCAGGGCAGCACCGCUCCCUCGGCCCCAGUAUAUCCAAGGUCCGCAGCGUGAAACUGGACAGCAGCAUCUGGAGUAAUGAGCUGGUGGAGUUGUUCCUGGAGGUAGGGAACCAGAGAGCCAACAGUUUUUGGGCGGCUAACCUCCCCGCUGAGGAGGAACUCUACAUUGGUGCAUCGGCUGAGCUGAGAGCCACCUUCGUCCGCAGGAAGUACAGAGAAAGGAAGUACUGCAGACUGGAGGAGUACGACACCAUGGAGCAACUCAACCAGGCCCUGUGUGCUGCUGUGGUCCUCCCUGAUGUCCUGACCACAAUGAGUCUGGUGUUUAGUGGAGCUGACGUCAUGUGCGCCACAGGAGACCCCGCCCACUCCACGCCGUACCUGCUUGCCCAGCGCGCCGGACAGAAGGUGCAGAUGGAGUUUCUACAUCAGAACAAACUCUCAGAUUUCCCCAGACUGGAGCAGUGCUCAGACUACGCCUUGCCCUCAGACUCCUCUCCCUUCAUGGAUGGCUUCCUCUACAUCGGCUCCGGCUCGCACAAGACCUCCACCGUGGACCGCCAACGCCGCGACGACCUGGUGAGGCGCUGGUGCACUCUGGAGGGGGGCUUUCUGAGUUACUAUGAGAGCGAGAGGAGCCCGACGGCGCUGGGCAGAGUGGACAUCGCAGAGGUGGUCAGUGUGGCGGUCAGCAACACAGAGACCAUGACUGGAGCUGGGGCUGUGUUCACUGUGGAGCUGUAUUUGAAAACUGAGCGAGUUGUGAUUUUUGGUGCCGAAACUCAAGAAACUCAACGUGACUGGACCAAGGCUCUGACCAAGGGCUUUGUGCCAUUCAAAGUGGAAAGCAUGAUACAGAAGGAGAGCGAGCUGAUUGGACGGCUGUACUUUAAAGAAGGUCAUGACCUCUACCACUGGAGACUGGGCUGGUUUGUGCUGGAGGGAUCCAAUCUGCGCUUCUGUCCUGCAGGAGAGGAGGAAGAGGAAGAUGUACUGCAGCUCAAACAACUCCAGGAACUUACUGUCUCCACUCACACAGAAGGUGAAGAGAAGAUCCAGGUGCUCCUCAUGGUGCAGGGUCGCAGAACCGUCUACAUCCACGGGUACAACCGGACAGAUUUUGCCCUGUGGCACUCUGCCAUCAUGCUCGCCGCGGGCACUGACGGAAAAGCACUCGGCGACCAGCAGCUCACCAAGAACGGGGUGCCCAUUGUUGUGGACAGCUGCAUCGCUUUUGUCACCCAGUAUGGCCUCUGUCAGGAGGGGGUCUAUCAGAGUCCAGGCGACCCCGACCAUAGCGCCGCCCUGCUGGACCAGUUCACACGCGACGCUCGCAACGUGAAACUGAGAGAGAAGCAGCACCAGCUGGAAGAUGUGACAGAAACCCUCAAGAGCUUCUUAGCACACGCUGAGGACGCUCUGCUGACCAAGGAGCUCUACCCCUACUGGGUCUCUGUGCUGGACGAGCCUAAUGAAAAGCAAAGGGUGAAGAAGUACUCCACUUUGAUCGAGAGCCUGCCAAAGAUAAACAGGUCAACGCUUGAAGCUCUCCUGCAGCAUCUGUACAGGAUCCACCACUGUUCCCAUUUAAACCAGAUGCCCAGUAAGAAGCUGGCCUCGGUCUUCUCGUCCUGCCUGUUCCAGACCCAAGGACAGACCCCAGAGGAAGUCCGAGUGGUCCACGAUCUCAUCAACAACUACAUCACACUGUUUGGGGUCAACGUGGAGCAGGUGGAGCAGAUGGAGAGAGAGAACCGCUUCAUCACGCGCUGGAACGACAAGAAGGACGCCACGUUUGCUCCAGCUGGGGACUUGAUCUUCGAAGUUUACCUGGAAAAGAAAGCGCCAGAGAACUGCUGUUUAAUCAAGUUGUCUCCGAGUAUGAGGGCUUCAGAGGUGGCAGAAACAGCUCUCAACAUGAAGAACAUCACUGUCAACGCCCAAGACCUGUGGACUACAUUUGAAGUCAUCGAGCAUGGAGAGAUGGAGCGGCCGCUGCACCACAGUGAGAAGGUUCUGGAGCAGGUCCUGGAGUGGAGCUCGCUGGAGUACCCCAGCUCUGCCUUCCUGGUCAUCAAGAAGUUCUCUGCAGCCAAAAGAACUGCUGAGGGGAAAGACCAGAAGAUGCUCAUUAGAGGAGACUACCUAAAGUUCAAUGACGGAUCGUGCAAAUUGCUGUCGGGCCAUAAAUUCCAGGACAAAUACGUGGCCCUGCGCGCGGAGAAACUGCUGCUCUACAGAGAUAUCAAAAGCACUAAAGCAGAGAAGGCCGUCCUGCUCAAGUCUGUGAAAUGCUAUCUGGGUCUGAAGAAGAAGCUCAAAGCCCCAAACAGUUGGGGCUUCACGGUCUACACAGAUAAACAACAAUGGCACUUUUGCUGUGAGAAGAGGGAAGUGCAGGUGAGCUGGGUGGCAGACAUCAUCAGGACGAAGUUUGGCUCCGAUAUCUGUUUGACGACCAGUACUUCAAAUGCACCCACAAUCAAGGCUUCCACUCUGGGACCUGGGACCACACUACUUAGCAACAACUCUAGUAAACAGCUGACAGAUAAGGCGAUCGGUGUUGGCGAGGGCAGCUCCGCCAAGUCCGCUAAGGUUGCCAGCAUUCAGCAAAAGACCAGUACCAUCACCAACUGCUUAAGGCACGUGGACAUGUUCAAACCGCCGGAUGCCCAACAACGAAGGACCUCACUGGAUUCGGGCCAAAGUCAGCCGCCCGCCUCCAUCUCGCCAGGCUCACUUUUGGCCCAGAGCGGGUACAAAAACACAGGUAAAAAAUCCUCUUUAGGAGGAGAUGCCAAGAUGCACGCCAGUCUUCUCAAUGAACUCAACUCGGUGCUGAGUAAAACUGGACGCAGCGCAAAGAACAGUGAGUGACUGUGAUCGAGGGGUGAAGGAAGAAGGAGGAAGAAAGAGUGGCCAUUUUGAAUAUUGGGAACAUAUUAAAAUGCAUAUGACAGGUUUUGAUGAUUCUCUCAUUUUGAUUUAAUUUGGUGCGAUAAUAUAAAUUAUAGUUUUAAACAAAUCAAAAAGAAAAUGUGAAGAAAAGUUGAAAAAUAUGUUGAAAAUUAUAAAAAGUAAAGCUCUAUUUUAGACAAUACCAUAUUGAUAUCCAAAAAUUCAGCACACAAACAAAUUUUUUCAGAUACUUUAACAUCAUUUCAACAAAACAAAAGUAUUUUCAAAUUCAUUUUAUUUGUUUUAUAAUAAUUUCUGUGUACAUAGAGAACUUUUAAGACCAUUGUGUAACAUGGUUGCUAGGAAACUCUUAGUGUGAUGUCAUGAUUUCCAACCAGGAAGUAAAAUUUUAAACCUAAAAAAGUCCAAAAUGGGAAAUUAAUUUUACAAUUUUUAGCCAGCUCUUAAAUGACCUUUAGUAAAACGACUAGUCAAACCUGUCAUAGGCACUUUAAAGAUUGAUAUGGAGAUAGGAGACAGGGUCGGAGCUUCGGAGCGGCGUUCAUAUGAAAUCCUGGAGGGCGAGGAGAGUGUGGGAAACAAGAGUGAGAGACGCCCAAGGUCACGCAGGCCUCAGCUGGACAUGGCGCUUACCAAAGCACUACAAAAGCACCUGAUUUAUACAGAGCUCAGAGAAUGAUACAGAAAUAGUGCUGUCUUUGCUUAGCUCAGAUCUUUCUGGAAAUAAACCUGCUUAUUUUAGCUGGACUUUCUAUUCUCUUAUACAGUAAAGCAACGACUGCUUAUUUCAUAUGCUGUUCAUUUGUAAAAUGGUUGAAAUCUGCAAAGAAAUGUUGUUGUGUACAUUGUAUUUUAUGUAAAUAAAUGACAGAUGAUAUAUAUUUUA